AUGGUACCCCACUAUUCAUGGACUGACGAACGCGUACGCGUCCAAAGAAGUUUACACACAACUUUGUAUUACGCCGGCCAAGUUUUUGACGACAUAGCCUAUGACUUGGACAGAGAUUACCAGUUGCAGAAACAGCAAAAAUUAUUAUGGCGCCGGGGCCACUCUUUCAAUGUUGCCCCCACACAAAGCGUACGGGAAAGAACUGUUAUGGAUGUAGCGAGGACUUGGCUUCGGACACAUGAAGAUGCUCAAGUUAUGUUAGCAAGUGUGUUGGUUGUAAUUGGCCUGUGGUGGCUUGUCCGAACGGUUCUUGCGUUGAUCCUCAACUUAAUCUGUCCGCUGAUGGUCGUUAUACUUGCUGUGGUUUGUGUUCCGCAACUCCGAGCCCCGUUGCUAGGACAAAACUAUCCCGUGCUUGCCAACCUACUAAGAAAUAUACUGCUGAAGAUGGCCGAAAAUUUAAAAGUGUAA
Arctia plantaginis is the source of this 471-nucleotide messenger RNA. NCBI's taxonomy places the organism in Eukaryota, Metazoa, Arthropoda, Insecta, Lepidoptera, Erebidae. The record is from the annotation of a GenBank genome assembly.